Messenger RNA from Mercenaria mercenaria, 784 nucleotides. Its product is annotated as probable bifunctional dTTP/UTP pyrophosphatase/methyltransferase protein. The transcript is spliced from 6 exons. NCBI's taxonomy places the organism in Eukaryota, Metazoa, Mollusca, Bivalvia, Venerida, Veneridae. The record is from RefSeq and is a predicted model, not a curated record. Bases 56 to 724 code for a protein of 222 amino acids. Gene Ontology annotation, molecular function: nucleoside triphosphate diphosphatase activity.
UUAUUACUGCGCCGCCUUACGUCGACUUCCACAUUUUCCCUAUCACAUUUCGGACAUGCCUUUUAUUUUAGAACUGAUAAUGUUGCAACCAAUUCUCAGUUCACUAAACAGCAAGAAAAUUGUUCUUGCAAGUUCAUCUCCAAGGCGGAAAAUCAUGCUGGAACAAAUUGGCUUGAAGUUUGACAUUGUGCCAUCUAAUUUUGAGGAAAAUCUCAAAAAAGAUAGUUUCAAAACACCAUUGGAUUAUGUGAAUGAGACUGCCAAACAGAAGACGUUAGAAGUCACUGAGAGAUUGUAUGGGAGUCAGGCACCGCCUCCUGAUCUUAUUAUUGGGGCAGAUACUAUUGUAACACACGAUGAUGAGAUAUUUGAGAAACCUUCAUCCAGGGACCAUGCUAUCAGUAUAUUGUCUAGGUUAAAUGGAAAUGCACAUGAUGUGUUCACUUCAGUUGUUCUGGUGACUCCGAAAUCAGAUUCUACCUUAGCAAAGUAUAACCUGACCCAGUUUCAUACAUGUACAGAGGUAUAUAUGGGAGAACUUACUCCACGAAUAAUUCAGGCAUAUGUGGAUACAGGUGAAGCAAUGGACAAAGCUGGUGGCUAUGGUAUACAAGCUUUGGGAAGUACUUUGAUUAGUGGAAUCAAGGGAGAUUACUUCAAUGUUAUGGGGUUCCCUCUACAUCCAUUUGCUAAGGAAGUGUUAAAAUUGUUUCCAGAAUCUUGAUGGAAACUUUCAUAUUUUAAAUGUAAUUGUCACAAUGUAAUAAACAGGUUUCAAAAUUCA